Molecule: messenger RNA, 2108 nt
Organism: Phlebotomus papatasi
Lineage: Eukaryota; Metazoa; Arthropoda; Insecta; Diptera; Psychodidae
Exons: 3
Coding region: 289-1674 (461 amino acids)
Source: RefSeq, a predicted model, not a curated record
AAAACCCCUUCCAGCAUUUUCUGGUAGUUCUCUGGUCUGGAGGCCUCCGCAACCACAUGGGAUUUUGUGUGUGUCUCUGGCUAGUCUCACACGAUCUCUCGCCGCGGAUUCACGUCUCUAUCGUGCUCCUCUAUGUUGCCAUUCCUCCACGAUCGUCAAAUCAGUACAAAAAGAGUUGUGUGAACCAAAAAUAAUUGCUAUGACCUCUGACAUCUAAAACUGAUCUGUUUCUUCAAUGACAAUUCAUCAGGGAAGGCGUAGAGUUAUCAGAAAGUCUUCUGGUGUACGAUGAGGAGACUCGUGGAUCUGGUGAUGAUCCUAUGGAUACUUGAGCCCUUUCAGACUGCUAUUGUACCUCCACCAUGGGCUGAUCCUGCCAGAAAUCCCUGUGCUGCUCGUCCUGGUGGUUGGCAAUUGCUCUUCUGGCCACCACUUCAACAGUGCUUUCGCAUCUUUCAGCUGGGAUUUCCAUGUCCAGACACAAUGGAACUGAGUCCUUCUCCAUCGGGAGUUGGAGCAGAGUGUCGGUGCCCACCAGGGACUGCUCAAAGUCCGCUCACAGCACGAUGUCAUCGUCUCUUUGCACAAGAUCCCUGUGAUGCUGGUCAAUUUUUUGCCCCUCGGCAAGAUCCUCCGCUCAAAUCGAUGGCAAAGAUAUCAAGGGGUAGAUGGGGAGCUUGUCGAACUCCUGGAGACUGUAGCGAUGGAGAGAUCUUCUGGCCAGCAGAUGGGAAGUGUUAUGGCAAGCUGACGAGAGGCCCUUGUCCACGAGGAAAACUCCUCACAGCAGCAAAAGACAAUUUGGCUGAGUGUCAUUGUCAAGCUUCUGGCCAUUUAGCGCCUUUCUUUCAUCUCGCAGAUGAACUGUGCUACGAACACUUUACCCGCGGUCCUUGUCCAGAGGGAGAUCUUUUUUUGCCUAGUGGAGAAUGUGGUUGUCGGAGAGAUUUGCCACAAUUUCACACAGAAUCUGGACAGUGCUUUGAAUUGGGCGCACCUGGACCCUGUCCAGGAGGACAUGUCUUUCAGAUAGAGGAAGGCGGUUCCGGAGGACAGUGCAGAUGCCGUGAAGGAAAUGUUCUGUGGUCAGAAGAUGGAUUGUGCUAUAGAGCGUUUACUCGAGGUCCCUGUGAAGCUGGAGAAUUUCUCAUGGCUUCCAAUUCCACUUGCGUGAAGAAUCCCUGCGCUAAGGGUGAACUGUUCUUUCCAGCUGAUGCUUCCUGCUAUCGAAUUGGAACCCAAGGACCGUGUACUCUCCAUUCAGUGAUUGUUUUUGAUUUCACUGCUCGACCUUCAAUUGACGGGGUAUCCUACAACGGAGUAUGUGGUUGUGCAGGGAUUGUCACCACUCUCUCCCAGACCUGCUCAGAGAGAGAACCUCAAGCCAGUGCUUGUCGAGGAACUCCGGGGAUGGCUGAGGUGGCUGGAGAGUGUCACAAACUUUAUACCCGAGGGCCCUGUGGGCCAGGAGAAUGGCUAGAACCAGCAAAGGGAGCUAAUGGAAGAGCAACUUGUGAAUGCAAACCAGAGUAUCAGAGAUUUGAGACAGCCAAUGGGGUCAGAGGAUGUCAUGCUCCCAGCGUCGGCAUCGCCAGGUAUCUCAAUAGACGCAUUCAGAGUAAAGCCGAGAAGAUUGCCUUAAGGCAAAAAAUCCCCAUUAAUUCCUCCAUUUGAGUUUAAUUCUUUCUCAUUUCUUCAGAGGUUGUGGUUCGGAUUAGUGGAAGGUUCAUUUGCAAUUACAAGGAGUGAUCAAAUACGAUCAAUACGUUAUGUAGCAACAAUAAUUAUUAGAUUAUUUUUCGUGCUAUAAACUCAUUUUCAAUAUGGUUACUCAACGAUACGAUAGGAAUGUUUGAAUUGUUUUGCUCUAUAAAUUUUGGAAUUGUGGUGGCGAAAAGCAAUGUUUUUAAUUUUGUAAUUUUAUCGUCAUUCUUAUGCACCAACGCACAGAAUAUAACUUUUGAUCUCUCUCACUCUCAUUGAAAUUUGUAAACAUGUUUGUUUUGAUGUUUGUGACAUUUCAGUGAGAGUGAGUGAAAUCUAGAUCUAGUCAUCUCGCUCUCUCUCAUAGAAAAUUAUGAAAACAUAUUUACAAACAAAAGUUAUUG